AUGCAGUAUAAUUCAAAUGAAGUCACUUAUCAUAACCAAUCUAACUCUGCUGACAAUCAAUAUCCACCGACAAAUCCACCAUCAUAUGGAACAGAUGUUUAUCAACCAUAUCCAGGACCACCACCAUACGCAUCAUAUUCUCAACAAUCAAUCAAUAAUACUGAUCAUACGGUAUCUAGUGAACAAUACAAUGGUCAAGUUCUAUUGAAUUCACAAAAAAAUGUUCUCAUUAUACCUGCUCAUCAUUUAUUAACGAGAACUCGAAUUUUAACAACAAUCACUUUAAAACUUCAAAUAUUUUUUAUUCUUUCUGGUAUUACUUAUUUACUAUGGAGUGCAUUAGCAAUUGGUCUAGAAAUUUCUAUUCUUCUUUAUUCUUAUUCAAUAUAUUAUCGAGGUAUAUUUUCAGGUUUUAUUAUGUUAGGUACAUCAAUUAGUAUGUUAAUUAUUGCAUGUCGAGUAUCUUAUUCAAUGGCUUAUGUGGUACGAUUAUUAUUUUUUGUUGUAAUCUUUUGUAUAGUUGGAGUUAUUUUAUCUAUUGUUGAUGUCACCGUAUCACAAAAAUGUGCCAAUCGUAUGAGCAGCAAUUUAUGUGAUACACAAAUUGGACAUAGAUUAAAGGUAAUUAUUCUAAUCGAACUUUGUAUUGCCACAAUUCACACUGGAAUCAAUCUAGCAAUCGUUCGACAUAUACAAAAGAAAUCGAUAUCAAUACCACCUGUUGCAAACACUUCUGAAUAUCAAUAUUGA
Messenger RNA from Rotaria sordida, 750 nucleotides. The record is from the annotation of a GenBank genome assembly. NCBI's taxonomy places the organism in Eukaryota, Metazoa, Rotifera, Eurotatoria, Philodinida, Philodinidae.